Lepus europaeus (European hare) is the source of this 3882-nucleotide messenger RNA. It is a transcript of the gene ARMC5, whose product is annotated as armadillo repeat containing 5. The record is from RefSeq and is a predicted model, not a curated record. Gene Ontology annotation, cellular component: cytosol. Gene Ontology annotation, biological process: anatomical structure morphogenesis. Gene Ontology annotation, molecular function: protein binding. Lineage: Eukaryota; Metazoa; Chordata; Mammalia; Lagomorpha; Leporidae.
CCUGCCUCUUGGAUGCCAGUUACUAAGCUCCCAAGCACAGCUGAGGCGGGGGUAUCUAUACAUCCAGCACCGGAAACGGAAAGGCCCACAGCCCCUUGUCGCUCUAGGAGUGGCAGCGAACGUUCUCGGUAGGUUUAACCCUCUCAUUCACCUAUCCGAGCAAAAGCUCCCCAGGUGCGGCCGCUGUCAGGAACGAGACACCCUGGGCCUGGCUCGGCGUUGCCGGAAUCUGUCAGCCCGGACUUCGGGGCCCAGCCGCCGCUUGAGGGCGGCGAAGCGAGUCAAGGAGGAAGGCCAGUGGCUGCCAGGGACACGCCGGGGGUGCAGCAGCACGGGACGAAGACUCCACGGUCAAAAGUCUGGGUUCUCUGAGGCGCCGGCGCGCUCUGAGGCGCGAGGGGGAUUCCCAUUCGUCUUAAGCUACGUAUCAGGCUUCGUGCGGACUACAUCUCCCAGCAUGCACGGCUCGCGCCUCUUCGGCUCGCAUAUCGCUUAGACAACCACCACUCCCGACGAGCCUUGUGCGUCCAGAAUACAACUUCCGACUCUCAGGGUGACUGAGGCGACGCUAUUUAAGCCGCGUCGGAAAGGAGGAGCUGGCCACGCCCCUCUUCCAGGGCCGCUCUCUCAGAUAAGCGGCGAGGAGCGGGGUGGAGCCUGAGGCCCGAGCCAAGAUGGCGGCUGCGAAACCAACCCUCACGGACUCGCUCUCGUUCUGCCUCGCGCAGCUCACGGCGGCGGCCGGGGAGGAUCUGGAUGGGGGAAAGGACCCAGCUACCAACGAGACACCCCUGGGCCGUGCGCUCUUAGCCCUCCGCACGCGCCACAUCAAGGCAGCAGGGGGAAUCGAGCGCUUCCGGGCACGCGGCGGGCUCCGCCCCCUUCUCUCGCUGUUGCGGCGAGCGGCGGCAGCAGACCCCGCCCCGCCCCAGGCAGGCCCAGGCUCCGCCCCCUUGUCGGUAGCGUUGGCAGCUUCUGUUGGCCCCGCCCCCUCGCCGGGCCCCGCCCCCUCCGCCGCCGUGUCUUCGUCGACGCCUUCGCCGCCAGUACGCCUGCGCAAGAUGCUGGACUUGGCCCUCAGCAUCCUAGCCAACUGCUGCACUGAAGGGGCGUGCCGGGCUGAAGUGCGCAGACUCGGAGGCAUUCUCUCUUUGGUGACCAUUCUUCAGUGUGUGAAAGCAGACAGCAUCCAGAACCGAACGGCCCGUGCUCUGGGGAACUUAGCCGUGGAACCCGAGAGCUGCAGAGCCAUCCACUCUGCCGGCGCUGUUCCCCUGUUGGUGGAGAGCCUGACAGCCUGCCAGGACUCACAGUGCCUGCAGAGUGUGGUGCGUGCCCUCCGCAACCUGGCAGACUCACCCCAGCACCGCCUGGCGCUGGCCCAGCAGGGGGCAGUACGCCCACUGGCUGAGCUCCUAGCUGCAGCCCCGGAUCCUGCACUGACCUCUGCCCUCGUCCGUGCCCUCCUGGAGCUCAGCCGUGGCUGUUCCCGGGCCUGUGCUGAGCAGCUGAGCCUGGGUGGAGCGCUGGGCCCACUUGUCAGCCUGGCCUCCCACCCCAAACGGGCAGUACGUGAGGCAGCCAUCCUGAUCCUUGCCAACCUGUGUGCCCAGGGCCUGGUACGGCCUGCACUGGGCAAUGCAGGUGGUGUGGAAGUGCUGCUGGGUGAGCUCCGGAGGCGCCGGGGCCCCAGUGGGGCCAGCCCGGUCUCCCAGCAGCCUCUAGUGCGAGCUGUGUGCCUCCUGUGCCGGGAGGCCAUUAACCGAGCCAGGUUGCGGGAUGCUGGCGGCUUAGAGUUGUUGAUGGGCCUGCUGCGGGAUCCUCGUGCCAGCGCCUGGCACCCACGUGUUGUGGCCGCCCUCGUCGGCUUCCUCUAUGAUACUGGGGCCCUGGGUCGGCUGCAGGCUCUGGGACUUGUACCUCUCCUGGCUGGGCAGCUGUGUGGCGAGGCUGGCGAUGAUGAAGAAGAGGGAACAGAAGCCGCUUCCUGGGACUUCCCUGAGGAACGGACCCCUGAGCGGGCAGAGGCUGGGAGCCUCCGUAGCCUCAGGUCGUGGCUGAUCUCCGAGGGCUACGCAGCAGACUCUGAAGACAUCUCUCCAGACUGGUCUCCCGAGCAUUGUCCCCUGCCUGAGUCUGCGGAACCCACCAGCCCCAGCCCUGGCCCAGUGUCGCUGCGGCCCCCGCGCACACUGCGCACCCCACGCACGCCGGCGCACAGCCCUGCUGCGUGCGCCGCUGAAGAGCCUUGGGGCCGCGAGGGGCCGGCGCUGCUGCUGCUGUCGCGCUUCUCCCAGGCUCCUGACCCCAGUGGGGCACUGGUGACGGGGCCGGCGCUGUGUGGCCUGCUGGCCUACGUGACAGGUGCACCGGGCCCCCCCAGCCCGCGGGCACUGCGCAUCCUGGCACGCCUCACCUGCAACCCUGCCUGCCUCGAGGCCUUCGUGCGCAGCUACGGCGCGGCGCUACUGCGCGCCUGGCUGGUGCUGGGAGUGGCGCCUGACGACUGGCCCUCCGCGCGGGCCCGGCCUACUCGCCGCAGCCAGCACCGAGAGCUGGGUGAGAUGCUGCUGCAGAACCUGACUGUGCAAGCUGAGUCGCCCUUCGGGGUCGGCGCCCUCACCCACCUGCUGCUCUCCGGGAGCCCCGAGGGUGUGGCCUGCGCGCUGACCUUGCCCUUCAUCUGUCGGAAGCCUUCUCUGUGGCGCCGGCUGCUUCUGGACCAGGGUGGCCUCCGUCUCCUCCUCACAGCGUACCGGCCAGCUCCACACCCACUCUUCCUCUUCUUCGCUGCAGACUCCCUGUCCUGCCUCGAGCUGCUGGUUCCCACUGUGAGCCCAGCCCUCCCUUCUGCAACUGCCACGGACUCAGACCCUCCUUCCCCUUGCCUCUACAAACCUCUGCUGGGCCCAGCCCCUGUCCCAGCUCCUGACCUGCACUUCCUGUUGGACUCAGGCCUACAGCUCCCUGCCCAACGAGCUGCCUCGGCCACUGCCUCCCCUUUCUUCCGGGCCCUGCUCUCAGGCAGCUUUGCCGAAGCCCAGAUGGACCUAGUGCCACUGCGAGGCCUGUCACCCAGUGCGGCCUGGCCCAUCCUGCACCACGUGCAUGGCUGCCGGGGCUGCGGGGCUGCCCUGGGACCCGUGCCCCCACCAGGCCAGCCCCUGCUGGGCUCAGAAGCCGAGGAGGCAUUGGAGGCUGCCGGCCGCUUCCUGCUGCCCAGCUUGGAGGAGGAGCUAGAAGAGGCUGUAGGCCGCAUCCACCUGGGGCCUCAGGGUGCCCCAGAGUCAGUGGGUGAGGUGUUCCGCCUGGGCCGGCCCCGGCUGGCUGCCCACUGUGCCCGCUGGACCCUGGGGCCAGGUCAGUGCCCACGGAAGCGGGCCCUGGCACUGGUGGGGCUUGUGGAGGCAGCAGGUGAGGAGGCAGGGCCCCUGACGGAGGCGCUGCUGGCUGUGGUGAUGGGGAUUGAGCCAGGGGCCAGGGGUCCCAGCCCAGACUGUUGACGGCCCCUGGGAAGAGACCCCAGGAUGAAUUGACUACAGAGGAGGCCUCCCCCAGAGUGGCUGGGAAAGAGGCCAGGCAGAAGGAGACAUCACCAAGGACUGAGGAGAGGAUGGAGCUAGACCCCAGGAUGAUGUUUCUGAGGAUCCAGGAGUGAGAAGUCAAGGCCAGGGUCUGGGCGUGGGGCCCAAGAGAAUAGCCCAGGGCCCCAAGUCCCUGGCCUGGCCAGGCCCAGCCUCUGGAGUUGAGAUUAAAAAGCUUUAGAGUUGUUUGCCUCUGUCGUGUGCUGUCUCUUCUCACUUUCCUGUGGGAGGACCCUGCCCUUCACCGCCAAGCAAGAUCUGCCCAUGUCUCUAUGAAUUGCCACAGGCCACCCUUGGC